Messenger RNA from Drosophila willistoni, 2162 nucleotides. Its product is annotated as FMRFamide receptor. Gene Ontology annotation, biological process: G protein-coupled receptor signaling pathway. Gene Ontology annotation, molecular function: G protein-coupled receptor activity. Lineage: Eukaryota; Metazoa; Arthropoda; Insecta; Diptera; Drosophilidae. The record is from RefSeq and is a predicted model, not a curated record. The transcript has 2 exons. Bases 391 to 2004 code for a protein of 537 amino acids. Gene Ontology annotation, cellular component: membrane.
CAACAACAACAAAUUGACAAAGAAUUAAUAGCAAAAGGCAAAGCAGAGGAAGAAAACGAAAAUGCGCGAAAACAAAUCAGCAAAUUAGCCAUGCUAGCCAGGCGAAAAACAGAAGAUCAGUCGAAACAGAAGAGUCGAAAGUCAGCUAUAUCCGUCCACAUACAGCAGCAUCUACAAAUUGUUUACACGUCUUAAAGUGUCAACGAGGCGUGGCAAGCAGCUCUUAACCGUGUACAGUGCGGAGCGCAGCGAAGGACACCGUUCAGGUGUGGCGACCCGAAACCGAGAAGAAGAGAAAGGAAUUUAUGUUCUUAAGAAAAACUUUUGACGAUAUAAAUGUUCCCUAAAUGCUAGCAAAAGUUGACUAGAAUUUGGUCAAAGAAAUCCAAAAUGAGCUCUUCGGCUGCUGCCCGGCUACUUUUGCCGCCCACCGACUACGAGCUAAGCCCUAUAAGUGUGGAUCAAUUUUUGGAUAGUGUGACAGCUAAUGAGGCCAUGCGUUAUGAUCUAACCGAUGAGACAACAUUGACACCAUCCACAAUUCUACUCAUCAAUGGCAGCACCUCAAUGGCCCCGCACAAUUACACUGAUACGCAAACGGAUUUUAUGUAUCCGCAUUACGACGAUGAUCUUGGCAUGGACCCAAAUUGGACGCGAAUGUGUGAGGAUCCCUACAAUCCUAUGCUAGAGAACAAUCGCAUUGAAUUUUGGGUCUGCGGUGUUAUGCUUAAUAUAGUGGGCAUUUUGGGUAUACUUGGUAAUGUCAUAUCCAUGAUCAUAUUGUCCCGUCCGCAGAUGAGAUCGAGUAUUAACUAUUUACUCACAGGACUAGCGCGCUGCGAUACUAUGCUAAUCAUAACGUCAAUGCUACUUUUUGGCAUCCCCUCGAUCUAUCCGUAUACAGGGCACUUUUUUGGGUACUACAACUAUGUGUAUCCAUUCAUUUCACCAGCUAUUUUCCCCAUCGGAAUGAUAGCCCAAACAGCCAGCAUUUAUAUGACCUUCACCGUGACACUGGAACGGUACGUGGCCGUUUGUCAUCCAUUAAGAGCUCGUGCCUUGUGCACUUAUGGCAGGGCCAAGAUAUACUUCAUCGUCUGCGUGUGCUUCGCCCUUGCCUAUAAUAUGCCACGCUUUUGGGAGGUGCUGACAGUGACAUAUCAGCUACCCGAUACGGAUAGAAUAUUGCACUGUGUGCGACCCUCGCGACUGAGAAGAGACCUAAAGUAUAUCAAUGUAUAUAUACAUUGGUGCUAUUUGAUUGUCAACUAUAUUAUACCAUUUCUAACGCUGGCCAUUCUCAAUUGUCUUAUCUACAGGCAGGUGAAGAGGGCAAAUCGUGAACGUCAGCGUCUAUCCAGAUCAGAGAAGCGGGAAAUCGGCCUGGCCACCAUGUUGCUAUGCGUUGUCAUAGUUUUCUUUAUGCUAAACUUUCUGCCUCUAGUUCUGAACAUUUCGGAAGCUUUCUAUCAAUUGAUCGAUCAUAAAGUCACAAAAAUUUCCAAUUUGCUCAUCACGAUCAAUAGCAGCGUCAAUUUUCUUAUCUACAUCAUAUUUGGCGAGAAGUUCAAGCGCAUUUUUUUACUCAUUUUUUUCAAACGACGCCUGAGUCGUGACCAACCGGAUCUUAUACACUACGAGAGCUCAAUAUCGAACAACGGCGAUGGAACCAUGAACCAUCGCUCAUCCGGCCGCUUCUCUAGGCACGGCACUCAACGGAGCACAACUACCACCUAUCUGGUGGCCACGGGCGGGGGCGGCGGUAGCGGUAACAAUUCAUUGAACAAUGUGCGACUAACCCAAGUAUCCGGAUCACCGGGUUUGAUCAAAAUAAAGCGGAAUCGAGCACCCUCGCCAGGCCCAGUGGUCUAUUAUCCGGCUCGGGAGAUGCAACGUUCGGCCUCGACCACCACGAAUUCUGCAACCAAUAAUAAUACGGCACUCGGUUACGAUUGGACAUCGGUGGAUAAUAAGAAGCUCGGUCAUGUCUCAUCGGGAUUUUGAGUGUACAUAGAAACAUAGAUGUAGUCUUUUACAGCAAAUAGAUACUGUAAUCGAAAACUAAACGCUCUAAGCGUAGCGUUACUUUGUGAUAAGCAUUAAGUGUUUCUUCUGCAACUUCUACUUCAACUCAUACUACUACUUCUUCUUCGACUCUUAAU